AUGAAUUUUAAUAAUUCAAAAUAUGAUUCUAUUCGAAAUGAUUCACAAACAAAGGAACAACUUAUAAUUAAAGGUAUUAAACAAGCAUGGAAUCGUCGAUUUUUAUCUAAUAUUCAUUCAGGUGUUCGAGUUAAAAUACAACAACAACAAAACAAGACUUCAUCAUUUAUUGAACCAAUACGGAAAGAUUUUCAUUGCCAAUCAACAUCAUCGUCAUCCUCUAAACAAACAAAUCAUAUACAAUCAAUGCUUAAACGUUUAUGGAUUGAAUCAGAAACAUCAGCUUUAAGUCAAAAUGGUCAAAAAUCAUUAGAAAAAUUUCAACAUUCAUCAUUAACUUCCGAACAAAUGAAAUCUAUUUUAAAUAAUAAUUUUUUUAGAAAAAAAUAUUCAUUAGGAAUAAAUUAUAAAAAUAAAAAUAUGAAUAGUAUUGGUAUACAAACAAAUGUAAUAAAACAAAUUGAUCGACAAACAUCAUGUGAUAUUCUUAGACAAAUAAAAACUUUUAAUAAGAAAAGUCAUUCAUCAUCUUCAUCGACAGUUUCAAUUUCUAAAACAUCAAUAUCAGAUGAAAAUUCAACAUAUACAAAUACUACUUCAAUAGAAACAUCAACAAUAAGUAGCAUUACUGUUAGUACGAAAGAAAAUCAUCAUUAUCAUAAUCAACGUAAUAAAAAUCAAAAUAAUAAUGCUAUUGAUACUGAUAACGAACAAAACUUAAGUCAUGUUAAAAUGAAACAAUUUCAAACAGAAAAAUUAAUCAAACAACAAUCGAACAACAAACAACUAUUGCACGAUAUAAACAUUAACAGGCAAUGUUAUCGUCAACCGAAUUCAUUAACAGUAUUAUCGACAGCAAAAAAACGAUUUUUUAGUACGUUCUUGAAUUUAUUUUCUUAUCUUCGAUUAUCAUCGUUUAAACGUGAUCAAAUUUGUAUAUCAUCAAAUAAUAUUGAAACUCCAAAAGUUAUUCAUAUUGAUCGAAAUGAAGGAAAUAAAAUUAUUCGACCACCAACUUCUCGUUGUCGACGAUCUGCAGCUAGAAACUUCAAUUAUAAUUCAUCAAUUGAACCGGAAAAACAUUAUUUACAAACAAAACUCGAAGAAGAUUCAUCAUCGACACUUAAGCAUUUAAAUAAAAAAAUGUCACACAAAUCAAUAUCAAUGAAAAAGCAAUACAGACAAGGUAUUAUAUGA
Messenger RNA from Rotaria sp. Silwood2, 1197 nucleotides. Lineage: Eukaryota; Metazoa; Rotifera; Eurotatoria; Philodinida; Philodinidae. The record is from the annotation of a GenBank genome assembly.